Molecule: messenger RNA, 3612 nt
Organism: Cladocopium goreaui
Lineage: Eukaryota; Dinophyceae; Suessiales; Symbiodiniaceae
Source: the annotation of a GenBank genome assembly
AUGACAACCGACGUGCAACGGGAAACGCCUCACCCUUCGGCCGCGGAAAACAUCGAACUCCGCGACCCCGCGCUGGCUGCCUUUUUGGCCUGGCUGUGGCCGGGGCUGGGGCACAUUUAUCAACGUCGUUAUGCCAAGGGUGCGCUCUUCAUGAGCUGCAUCCUCAUCACCUUCUUCUAUGGAAUGAUCAUCUCCGAUGGUCGGGCGGUAUACGCUUCGUGGCGAGACGACCACAAGCGUUAUCCCUUCUUGUGCCAGGUGGCCGUGGGGGUGCCUGCGUUGCCGGCCCUGAUCGAGGCUCGCCGUAAAGCUCAAGAUCACGAACCGCUUUUUGGCGGCUGGUACCUUCCUCCUGGCAAUCAGACCGAACUCGACGAGCUGCACCGCAAGUAUCAUCGCUAUCUCGAGUUGGGCACCGUCUACACCAUGAUCGCCGGACUACUUAAUGUGCUGGUGAUUUGGGAUGCCUGGGGUGGGCCCGCCUACAUCGAAGAAGAGAAAGAGAAAUCGGCCCGCAACGACAUGCUGUACGCAUUGCCGUUGAUCGUGGCAGUGAGCCUGGUGUAUUCCGGCACCCGUUUCGAAGACACGAAGCUCAUUCUCACGCACGCCCUGCGAACCGCCAUUUGGAUCGUCGUCUUCAUGGCGAUCAUCUAUGGCAUUCUCUCGCUCAUCGCCUGGGGCACGGCCGAGAAGGUCGACCAAGCGGCGAACCAGGUCAUCGAUGCGGCUGUGACGGUUGCCCUUUUCGAUGAUGGCAUCGAGCCGAACCAGUUGUUGCAGUACGCCAAAAUUCUGGCCCGCGCCAAUCAGGGCAUCGAACAUCUCUUCGAGCGAACCAUCGCCCUGCGAACCAGCUUCGCUGCGAUGCCCGAAGGCGAUGAACGUCGCGCUGCGGCACGCGAGUAUCUGGCGAUCGCCGCUUCGAUGACCAAUCUCUCGGGUCGCUUUCGUUACUUGCUGUUCGAUGCCGACACGCUCGAUUACAUCGAGUGGGAACUGGUGCAGUACCCAGUGAUCUACCGGCAACUACUCGACCUGUUCGAAGCAACUGGUUGCACGGUGGGUUCUUCGAUUGCGGCCAAGAGUUUGGUGUAUCCCUUGGAAGUAGCCGCCGACACCGAUGAAGUUGCGGUGACCGCCGACACCAAGUCGCACAUUUUACGGGUAGUCGCUACGACGGCUCCACAAACUGGGCUACAGCGACUCACGGAAUUCCUGAAUAGCAACACAACCACCCCGGCGCUAGUAAUCGAAACGGCCAACACCAUCCGUCGCCUGGGCUUGCCACAAGAACCUUCCGCAAGCCAGGACCCAACAUUCCCCCGCCCCUAUAUCACACCGAGUGAACUUCGCGACCGAUUGGGGGCAUUGCCUACCGCCGCGCUCAGUGCCUCAGAAUAUCGCCAGCGCGCUUCGCUACUUACCUGGCUCGACGAGCGUAUCGAAAAGGGGCUGGUCGAAGACACCUACCGGAUGGGUCGAUUCGAAGUUCAACCCGGCGACUGGCUGCUGAUGCGCAACCCCUCGCCCUACAAUUUGUUCACCGAUCUCUCGCCCGGGCUUUUCACGCAUGUCGGCGUCGUGGCUAUGGAAGAAGGGCCUGACGGGGUCCGCCGCAUGGUGGUGGUCGACCUGCCGGAGCGUGGCACCCACAUGCCUUCGACCAAUGUCGACAUCUUUGUACUGCGAACGCUCGACUACAUGUUCUUGCGAUCGCAAAACCAAGCAUCGGCCGAAACGAUGGGCGAAACGGCGGCCUCGGUCAUUGGGAACCCGGUUCAAUUCGAUUUGAACUUCCGCUCCGAUCACAUCGCCGAACUCAGAGGCAAGCCGCUCGAAGACCAGCAGAUCACUGGCUACUGUGCAGGCCUACUGCUGUUGUGUGCCCAGGAAACCGACGAGCCCCGCGAAGCGUUCUUUCCGAUUCCCGAGUAUCCGGCCGAUGGGCGUCUGCUUGAUAACCUCGGCACGUUGGGCCUUUCAAUUGGCGACAACUUCGUCUCCCCCACCGGCGCGCUUUUCUCGCCAACGAUGGAAGUGGCCGGCCGCUCAGAACCGAUGUACGACCCCCGGCGGGAAGUGGAGCAGGCCAUCUACGACCACUUUGCUUCCAGUCUCGAUGAGCGAACACUGACCCCUUCGAGCGAUCUCUACCAAUCGCUUCGCUUGCGUGUCGCCCAAAUGUCGAGCACCAACUCGUUGCUCUCAAAAGCCCUGGCCAAGGCCGCAGGCGUAGGUGCCGAAACCGAUCUGGUUGCCGCCGCUCGAGCCGCCGCGGUGGUCGAAACUUUGGACGAGAUCGCCUACGGCUGCAGUGGCGAGUUCCUCGAAGCCCGCGAUGCGAUCCAGUUCAACGAGGAAGAAGGCGGCACGACCCAAGGUGUUACCAACGACGAACGGACGAACGCCUUGCGAAAACGUCACGAGGAUUUGGUGCGUCGCUGGAACGCCGAAGAGCUCACACCCCGCCAACUUCGUAUCGAACUGGUCGAUUACUACAUCGGAAACGAAGCCCUGAAGAGCGCGCUCAAGGCCGAGCUUUCGAAGCGAGGGCUAAAGCCUCUGGUGCGGGCGAACUCUGCCGGGUGUUUGGAACAAUGCGAGCUAGGCCCGACCCUGGUGAUCUACCCUCAGGAAAUCUGGUACGGCGGCGUUCAACUGGAAGACGUUCCGCGCAUCGUCGAGCAGACCAUCGAGCAAGGCAAGGUUCUGGAAGACCUACUUAUCGACGAAGCCUGGCUCAACACCAAGGGCCGUGGCCCCAAUCCCGAGUCGGUACAAUGCAACGGCACGUGGGCACCGGGGAACAAGCCCACCCGUCGCAUCGCUCCAAUUCUGGGGAAGAAGGUAUCGAGUAUGUCACGACAUCGAUGGAUCGUCGCUCUGCUGGCUCUCAUUCUGGUCUCCACGCAAGUGGCCACCAGCGAGGCACAACAACGCAAUCGCCGGGCGCAGAACAACAAUCGCGACGACGAUGACGAAGACGAAACUCCCGAGGUGCAGUUGCCCAGCGAUCCCCGGCUCCUGGAUCUACACCGCGACUUCGUUCGCAAGGCCGACCGACUGGCCAUGGAGUAUGAAAAGGCCGGCGAGUACGAGAAAGCCCGCGAUGUCUACGUCGAAGUGUUGCGUCUGGUACCGAACUAUCCCCCGGCGAUGGAGAAGCUUCAACGAAUUCACGAGCAAGAGUCGACGGCCGAGCGAGUCGUGCUCGAUGUCUUCGCCGAUCGCCCCUGGCAGGACAGCGGUGUGAUUGUCAUCGAAGGCAAGCCGGUGCGAAUCGAAGCCCGCGGCGAGUGGACCUUCCGCAUGAUUCACAAGUUGCCGGCAGAAGGGAUGGAAAUUCCUGAGAAGCUGCGCGACUUCAAUCUGGGCGCGCUGGUCGGAGUGAUCGAACCGCUGGAGAGCCGGACGAAAAGAGAUCGAGAUAAGGACGAGGAUGAGGACGACGAAGAAGACGAGGCACUGCAGCCGUUCUUGAUCGGCUCGAAGUACGAGUUCGAUGCCCCCGUCUCAGGGCGGCUUCUCUUGCGGAUGUACGAUAGCGAUCCGUCGGAUAAUGCCGGUAAGAUUUCUGUUGAAAUCAAAGGCACUUUCAAGAAGCGUUGA